This is a messenger RNA of Solanum pennellii, 1795 nucleotides long. RefSeq names its product aldehyde dehydrogenase family 2 member B7, mitochondrial-like. The record is from RefSeq and is a predicted model, not a curated record. Gene Ontology annotation, molecular function: aldehyde dehydrogenase (NAD+) activity. Lineage: Eukaryota; Viridiplantae; Streptophyta; Magnoliopsida; Solanales; Solanaceae. The transcript has 11 exons. Bases 96 to 1700 code for a protein of 534 amino acids.
UUGACAGUUAUAUAAGUAAACACAUGAUGAGUAUAUUGAUGUAGUUUCUUAUAGUUACUAGUAGUUCUAGUGUGGAACUCUCAUUAGCUCUGAUCAUGGCGAUUCGAUUGAUAACAUCUCGUCUCUCUCACUCUUCAUCCUCCUCUUUGGCUUCCCUCUUUCAAGGAAGAAACUCUCGUGUGGCCGCAACAGCAGCUCUUCGAUACACCACAGCAGCUCAGGACCCCAUCAAACCUAGUGUCAAUGUAGAAUAUACUAAGCUUUUUAUCAAUGGACAAUUUGUUGAUUCUGCAUCAGGUAAAACAUUUCCAACACUUGACCCUAGAACAGGGGAGGUGAUUGCACAUGUUGCUGAGGGUGAUGUAGAAGAUAUUAACCGAGCAGUAGUUGCUGCUCGUAAUGCUUUUGAUGAAGGACCAUGGCCUAAAAUGAGUGCUUAUGAGAGAUCGAAGAUAUUGUUCCGCAUUGCUGAUUUGAUUGAAAAACAUAAUGAUGAAAUCGCAACACUUGAGACUUGGGACAGUGGGAAGUUAUAUCAACAAGUUGCUACUAUUGAAAUACCAAUGAUUGUACGUCUACUGCGUUAUUAUGCUGGUUGGGCAGAUAAAAUUCAUGGUAUGACUGUUCCUGCUGAUGGACCAUAUCAUGUUCAGACUUUACAUGAGCCAAUUGGGGUUGUUGGUCAGAUUAUCCCAUGGAACUUUCCUCUUCUCAUGUUUGCUUGGAAGAUUGGACCUGCUUUAGCCUGUGGCAAUACUGUUGUGCUAAAAACAGCAGAGCAGACACCCUUAUCUGCUCUAUAUGUAUCGAAGCUAUUGCAAGAGGCUGGCCUACCUGAAGGUGUUUUGAAUGUCAUUUCUGGUUUUGGUCCUACAGCUGGUGCUGCUCUUUCUAGUCAUAUGGACGUGGACAAGCUUGCUUUUACUGGAUCAACAGAUACAGGGAAAACUAUAAUGUCAUUGGCUGCUAACAGCAAUCUUAAACCUGUCACUUUGGAACUUGGAGGAAAAUCCCCUUUCAUUGUUUGUGAGGAUGCUGAUGUUGAUCAAGCUGUUGAGUCCGCUCACUUUGCUUUGUUCUUCAAUCAGGGACAAUGUUGUUGUGCUGGAUCUCGUACAUAUGUUCAUGAGAGUAUUUACGAUGAAUUUGUUGAAAAAGCCAAGGCACGUGCAUUGAAACGUACAGUUGGUGAUCCAUUUGAAUCAAGCAAUGAACAAGGUCCUCAGAUUAGUUCAGAACAGUUUGAAAAGGUGUUGAAGUAUAUUAGAUCUGGUAUUGAAAGUGGAGCUACACUUGAAACUGGAGGUGACAGGCUCGGUACACAGGGCUACUAUAUUAAACCCACAGUUUUCUCCAACGUUAAGGACGAUAUGCUGAUUGCAACAGAUGAGAUCUUUGGUCCAGUGCAGUCAAUCUUGAAAUUUAAGGAUCAUGAUGAGGUGAUUCGAAGAGCUAAUGCCACGAAAUAUGGUCUAGCUGCUGGAGUGUUUACGAAGAAUAUAGACACAGCAAACACAUUCAUGCGAGCAUUGAGAGUUGGAACCAUAUGGAUCAACUGUUUUGAUAUCUUUGAUGCUGCAAUUCCUUUUGGUGGAUAUAAGAUGAGUGGACAGGGAAGAGAAAAAGGAGAAUACAGUCUGAAGCAAUACUUACAAGUGAAGGCUGUUGUCACCUCAUUGAAGAAUCCAGCUUGGCUUUAAGUCAAAAUCAUCUGUAUGCUGUUUUGUAUCAUGUCUUUGGUUAUGAGUUGCUUUGAAAAUUCUGUCAUGUGAGAAAUAAACAGCAAUUGUUGAAA